Messenger RNA from Ananas comosus (pineapple), 2135 nucleotides. RefSeq lists its product as uncharacterized. The coding region runs from base 81 to 1646 and encodes 521 amino acids. NCBI's taxonomy places the organism in Eukaryota, Viridiplantae, Streptophyta, Magnoliopsida, Poales, Bromeliaceae. The transcript has 12 exons. Gene Ontology annotation, cellular component: cytoplasm. The record is from RefSeq and is a predicted model, not a curated record.
CGAAGAGAGAGAAAGGAAUCGAGAGAAUAAUAUAAGGUGGAGGGAGGGAGAGAGCGAAGGAGAAGGGCGAGAAUAGAGAGAUGCAGCUGCGGCGCAGGUUAAGGCCCAGCAAGUUGUUGAUCCUACGGUGGCUGCUAACCUGCGCCGCUUGCACGAUCUCCACCGCGGCGCUCCUGGCCGUACACGUGUCCCCCUCCGGCACCGUUCCCUCCCCCUCCUCCUCCGGGCCUUACAAGCUCUCCAACCGGGAGAUUGGUGUCGCGGAGCUUAAAUGGAUGCAAGAGUUUUCGCCUCUUCAACUCUCUCGGAAGAUUUGGCAGUUGGACGGCGCCGACCGCGAGGUAUCCGAAUUCGAGAAGCUCUGGAAGCCUCCUUCGAACCGCGGUUACGCCCCCUGCGUGGCGCGCGGCUCGUCGAUCUCACCUCUAGAAGAGUCAAGAGGUUACUUGCUCGUUCACGCCAAUGGCGGCUUGAACCAGAUGCGGGCCGGGAUUUGCGACAUGGUAGCAGUUGCACGCAUAAUAAAUGCCACACUUGUAAUCCCAGAGCUUGAUAAGAAAUCAUUUUGGCAGGACACCAGCAACUUUUCAGAUGUUUUUGAUGAGGAUAAUUUCAUUACCUCUUUGGCAAAUGAUGUUAAAAUUGUAAAGAAGCUGCCGAAGGAAUUUGCAAAAGCUACAAAAGCAGUAAAGUUUUUUAAGAGUUGGUCCGGCAUCGAAUACUAUCAAGAGGAAGUUUAUCCUUUAUGGGAUAAUUAUCAGGUAAUUCGAGCUGCUAAAUCUGAUUCUCGUCUUGCUAACAACAACCUGCCCCCGAACAUUCAGAAACUUCGAUGCCGUGCUUUCUUCGAGGCUCUCCGAUUCGCUCCUCCAAUUGAGGCUUUAGGAAAGUUAUUGGUAGAGAGAAUGAAAUCAUAUGGUCCAUAUAUUGCGUUGCACUUGCGAUAUGAGAAGGAUAUGCUUGCUUUCAGUGGGUGCACAUACGGCUUGUCGCCUGUUGAAUCUGACGAACUUGAAAGAAUUAGAGAAAACAUAACAUACUGGAAAGUGAAAUAUAUCGAUCCGUUAGAACAAAGAGCCAAGGGAUAUUGUCCCUUGACUCCAAAGGAGGUCGGUAUCUUUCUUUCUUCGCUAGGAUAUCCGUCAAAUACCCCUAUAUAUAUUGCAGCAGGAGAGAUAUAUGGGGGUGAUUCUCAUAUGGCCGAUCUCGAAUCCCGCUUUCCCAUUUUAAUGAACAAGGAAACACUUGCAUCAGCAGAGGAACUCGGACCCUUUCGUCGCUAUGCAUCUCAGAUGGCGGCUUUAGAUUACAUUGUAUCAGUCGAAAGCAAUGUCUUUGUUCCGUCUCAUUCAGGGAACAUGGCACGGGCAGUUGCGGGCCAUCGCCGUUUCCUCGGCCACAGGAAAACCAUCAAUCCUGACAGGAAAGCACUUAUUCGUUUGUUCGAUAAGAUCGACAAAGGAAUGCUUAAAGAAGGAAAGAAUCUAUCAAGCAGGGUAUCAGAAAUUCACAGAAGAAGGCAAGGUUCCCCUAGAAAGAGAAAGGGUCCCAUAUCUGGAACAAAAGGCAAAGAGAGGUUCCGAUCGGAGGAAUCGUUUUACGAGAACCCUCUACCGGAUUGCCUAUGCCAAUUUGGGAUCUCUUGAUGGAGAUGGUUCUCUUAUUAGCAUGUAAAUAUGACGAGACGCAGCUUUAAAGGAACUCAUUAACACUUUCCACAUGCUGAACUGAAGCAUCUGGAGUUGUUUGCAGGGCUGGCGAAGAAAAAAGAAAAAGAGAGAGAGAAAAAGGAAUAACUUAGCUGUGUACAAAGAGCUGUACAGGUGAUUGAUAGAUCAAAGGUGGAUAACAGUAUAAAUAAAUCCUUUGCCAUAUGGUGUUUAUUUUAAAUUUAUAUGGUGAUUUAUUAUUGUAACAAGGUGCUAGCAAUGUAGGUAGAUACAUGUUUGCUGUAAAAAAGAGUAGAAGAAAGAAUAAACAGUUUGAGGUUCCAAGAGGAAUAUAUAUAUUAUAUACAUACAGACGUUUUGUUUUAGCCCUGUUUUCUGGUGGAAAAUUGUAAACAAAGCCACAUAUUUGACUAUGUAUCGCUAACAAUAUAAAAUAGAAGAACAAGGCCACUCUCAUCAUUUUUA